AUGGAGUUACUCAAGGAUUAUGAUGUUACCAUCCAGUAUCAUUCGAGUAAGGCUAAUAUGUUGGAAAGUGCAUUAAGCCGAAAGACGGUGAGUAUGGGUAGUCCAACUUGCUUGGGUGUGUCCAAGCAACCUUUGAACAAAGAGAUUCAAACCCUGGAGUCUGGGUUCAUACCGUUGGGCAUCUCAGAGAAAGGUGGAGUGUUAGCCAGCAUUGCGGUUAGGCCCACAUUCAUUGAGGAGAUCAAGGCCAAGCAGUUUGAGGAUGUGAGUUUGAAUGAGCUCAGAAAGAAGACAGUUUCUGGCAAGCCACGAGAUGCAGCUCUUGAUGCAGGCCGUGUGCUAUGUUUUAAUAGAAGUAUUUGUGUUCCCCGAGUGGAUGAUUUGAUUCAGAAGAUGUUGACAGAAUCCCAUGGUUCACAGUGUUCCAUUCAUCAGGGUGUAACCAAGUUGUACCGUGAUUUGAAACGAUUUUAUUGGUGGCCUGGCAUGAAGAAACACAUAGCUGAGUUUGUGGCUAAGUGCCAAAACUUUCAGCAGGUAAAGUAUGAGCACCAAAGGUGUACAAGUUUGCUUCAACGAAUGCCAAUAUGGAUUUCAUGGCUGGUCAUCCAAGACCUUGGGGAAGUUUGA
Solanum tuberosum (potato) is the source of this 630-nucleotide messenger RNA. RefSeq lists its product as uncharacterized. Lineage: Eukaryota; Viridiplantae; Streptophyta; Magnoliopsida; Solanales; Solanaceae. The coding region runs from base 1 to 630 and encodes 209 amino acids. The transcript has a single exon. The record is from RefSeq and is a predicted model, not a curated record.